GUUAUCAUUGAAACUGACCCAGCCAUGAACAUGAUGAUAUAUUGCAUAACGUUCAUCAAUCCCUUGGACGUUGCAGCACUCAUCACUUUAAUCAUGGCUCCCUCCCCUUCCAUUUCCACUGCGGUUCUCGCAUGGGCUCUCUCUCUCAUGUUCUAUGGAACCUAUUUAGAUACGACGAUCGACUUUGUGGCAGCAACAUCAUCUGGAUCAUCAUCUUCAGCACUAGAACUCGAAGCCAAGACUCUGCGGGAGAGUAGAUGGUGGCAAAGUGACAACGCCAGUAUUCAUUCCUCGAGUCCUUGCGAGUGGUCUGGCAUCACUUGCAAUCUUGGUGGAAGUGUCACAGAGAUCGACUUAGGCGGUGCCAGUUUGGGAAGUACGUUGAAAUUCAACUUUUCUUCCUUGAAAAAUUUAGUCCGUCUUGUUCUGAGAGAAGCUAAUCUUCAGGGAGGAUCCCACCGGAGAUUGGUAAUUUAUCCAAACUCGAAUACCUUGAUCUGUCCUACAAUAAUCUCACGGGUGAGUUUCCUCAUUCACUCAGAAACCUCACUCAUUUAGAAUCGUUGGAUAUUUCUAAGAAUCGAAUCAGUGGUUGCAUCCCACCCUUGUUAGGCGAUCUUUUGAAACUCACCUACCUUGAUCUAUCCGGUAAUUAUCUCAGCGAUGAGUUGCCCCUUUCACUCGGAAACCUCACACAUUUAGAAUGGCUGGAUAUUUCUUCAAACAGAAUUGCUGGUUUCAUCCCACCUGUGUUAGGUACUACUCUAUCUAAGCUCACCCACCUUGGUCUAUCCUCCAAUAAACUCAUUGGCGAGUUUCCUCUUUCAAUUACAAACCUCACUCGAUUAGGAACAUUGGAUAUUUCUUCAAAUCAAAUCACUGGUUUUGUCCCCAAAAGCUUAGGAAAUCUGACGAAUCUCUAUGUAUUACUUUUGACCGAAAACUUUUUCACUGGACCAAUCCCCUCAUCUCUUGUCCUUUUAACCAAUCUCACCCAUCUACACAUGUCUGGAAACCAGCUGAAUGGCUCCAUACCAGAAGAAUUGGGAAAUCUGAGGAAGCUCGUUGAAUUAGAUCUGAGGGAAAACAAUUUCACCGGACCAAUCCCUUCUUCUCUUUCACUUUUGACCAGUCUCACCCUUCUGGUUUUGUCUGAAAACCAGCUCAAUGGCUCCAUACCCGAAGAACUAGGAAAUCUGAGCAGUCUCUUCAAAUUAUAUCUAGAUGGAAACAAGCUCUCUGGACCAAUCCCUUCUCUUUCGCUUUUAACCAAUCUCGCGUACCUGAAUAUGUCUUCUAAUCAAAUCAGCGGUUAUAUACCGUCAGAAAUGGGGCUUCUGGAGAACCUGAUGAGUUUAGACCUUGGUAAUAACAUGCUUAAUGGUCCAAUCCCUUCCAAUCUGUGUCGUUUAACUCUUUUGCAAGGUUUGACCCUCCAGAACAACAGACUUCAUGGUCAAAUCCCUUCGGCUAUCGGCGAUUUAACUAAUUUGUACAUCUUGUCACUUGGUGAGAAUCAAAUCAAUGGUUCUAUCCCAGUAGAAAUAGGGAAUCUGAACAAGCUCACACAUCUUGCUCUUGAAGAUAACAAUCUUAUGGGUUCAAUUCCCACAGUUGUAGAAAGAUUCCUUGUCUUGGAGGAACUGUUAUUGAGCAACAACUACUUAACUGGAAGCAUUCCCGAUCACAUCAGUCACCUUUAUGCGCUACAUACUAUUAAUCUUAGUCAUAACUAUCUUAGCGGAAAUAUCCCUCUUGAGCUUGGGAGUCUAGCAUUAAAGUUUUUGGAUCUCAGCUACAAUAAUCUUACUGGCAAAAUUCCCCAAUCUAUCAGUAGUACUAGAGAUGUCAACUUGUCCUACAAUUCUUUGGAGGGUCCAAUUCCAGACAGUUACCGGAAUCGUAGGCCUGAUAUUCUUAUUGGCAACAAGGAUCUAUGCGGUGACUUCAUGGAUUUCCCUCCUUGCUUUUCAGCUCCUCCAGCCAGCCACAAUUAUUCUAUUGAUUCCAAAAAUCAAUCAUUUCUGGCCAAAAUUAAAAUUUUUGUCCCCAUCUCCAUCUUCCUUGUUUUCUUAUUUAUUGGGGUUUCAAUCCUUUGUCGACUCAAGGUUAAGAAAACCGAAUCUAAUUCAAGGGAAACAAGGAAUGGUGAUCUAUUCUCGAUAUGGAAUUACGAUGGACACAUUGCAUAUGAUGACAUCGUUGAAGCAACCGAAGAUUUUGAUAUUAAAUAUUGCAUUGGAACAGGUGGUUUUGGUAGCGUUUACGAAGUCAAACUACCUAGUGGUAAAGUGGUUGCUUUAAAAAAACUACAUCGGUUAGAGGCGGAGAACCAAAGUUUUAUAGAAAGUUUCAAAAAUGAAGUUAAGGUGUUGACAAAUAUCCGACAUCGAAACAUUGUAAAACUUCAUGGAUUUUGUUUCCAUAAGUUAAGUAUGUUUUUGGUUUAUGAAUACAUGGAAAGGGGAAGCCUAUUUUGUGUCCUAAGAAACGAUGUCGAAGCUGUGGAAUUGAAUUGGGACAAGAGGGUGAACAUCAUCAAAUGCACAGCACAUGCCUUAUCUUACUUGCAUCAUGAAUGCAUACCAAUCAUUGUUCAUCGAGAUAUAUCAAGCAGCAAUAUCUUAUUGGACUCUAAGUUGGAGGCUUCUAUUUCAGACUUUGGCACUGCUAAACUCCUUGAUCCUGAUUCCUCCAAUCGAACAUUAGUUGCCGGCACUUAUGGCUAUAUUGCUCCAGAACUUGCUUAUACCAUGGUGGUUACUGAAAAAUGCGAUGUUUAUAGCUUUGGAGUAGUGGCCCUGGAAAUAUUAAUGGGAAGACAUCCAGGAGAACUCUUGACUUUAUUAUCAUCUCAAAAUGUGAUGUUACAUGAAAUAUUGGACCAACGGCUACCAGCUCCAAAUCAUCGAGUUGCACAAGAUAUUUGCUUUGUUGCUUCAAUAGUACUUGCAUGCCUACGCACCAAACCAAAUUCUCGGCCUACAAUGAAACGUGUGUCCCAAGAUUUUGUUUCCGGCAGGAAGCCUUCAGAUAAGCCCCUACAUGCUGUUUCACUCUUGCAUCUGAUUGAAGACAGUGAAACUCAAUCAUGAAAUGCUUGUUGUAAGGUUGAGUGUGAUCUUCUUGUUCCAUGAACUUACAUGUUGGUGUGUGUGUGUGACAGUCUGUCUCUGUUUUUUAGUGUAUGUUAUGCAAUAUUCACAUAACAUAAGUUAUGAGAAAUUAU
This is a messenger RNA of Juglans microcarpa x Juglans regia, 3229 nucleotides long. RefSeq names its product probable leucine-rich repeat receptor-like protein kinase At1g35710. The transcript has 2 exons. The record is from RefSeq and is a predicted model, not a curated record. Gene Ontology annotation, biological process: protein phosphorylation. The coding region runs from base 1005 to 3095 and encodes 696 amino acids. Lineage: Eukaryota; Viridiplantae; Streptophyta; Magnoliopsida; Fagales; Juglandaceae. Gene Ontology annotation, molecular function: protein binding; ATP binding; protein kinase activity.